Molecule: messenger RNA, 1224 nt
Organism: Caenorhabditis angaria
Lineage: Eukaryota; Metazoa; Nematoda; Chromadorea; Rhabditida; Rhabditidae
Source: the annotation of a GenBank genome assembly
AUGGCGUCGAAUAUGACUGUUAAAGUUCAUCCAGUAGUCUACAUGACUAUUGUUGAUUCAUUUUUGAGAAGAUCGAAAGGAUCAGCGAAAAGCAGUGGAAACGAGAAAUCACUCGGAACUCUUAUGGGAUUCUAUGAGAAAGGAGCAAUCCAAGUCACAAAUUGUUUUGCGAUACCUUUCAAUGAGAGCCAUGAAGAUUUGGAGAUUGAUGAUCAAUUCAAUCAGCAAAUGAUCUCGAUUCUUAAAAGAAGUUCGCCAAAUGAGCAACCAGUUGGAUGGUUUUUGACAACAUCUGAUAUCACAUCAAAUUGUUUGAUCUAUCAUGAUUAUUACAAUCGAGUUAUUUCCGAGGUUUGUUUUUUUUAUUUAAAAAAAGUAAUUAAAAAUCAAUAUUUUUCUCAGAUUUCUGCUCGCCGUGAAACUCCACCAAUUGUUGUCCUCACACUUGACACAACUUUCUCUGGCGAUAACACAAAACGUAUGCCAGUUCGUGCUUAUCUUCGAUCGAAGGCUGGUAUUCCUGGAGCACCACAACCACAUUGUGCCAUUUUCAAUCCACUUCGUGUCGAACUCGAUGCUUUCCCAGGUGAAUGUGUUGCGAUGCAAUUGAUCGAACAAGCAUUGGAAUCGCGUAGAAGAGAAGCGACUUUGGAAAGUGGAUUGAAACAAUUGGAAUCAAGCACUGGAGAUAUGAUUGGAUGGAUGGAACGAUUAUUAGAGUUAGUUCAACUUUUUUUGAAUAACUGAGAGACUGGGGCUAUAAUUUUUCAAGAACUGUUUAUUUUGUGAAAGUUUCUUUUGAAAAAAUUGUUUUCGUGAAAACUCGGAAAUUUCAAAAUCAGGCUCAAAAUUUUCCUGUCGAAUUUUUAAAACAAGAAAUAUCUUUUAGAAAUUCUUCACAAAAAUUACCUCUUUCCGAAUAAACCACAAGGCCCCUUUCAAUAAAAAGUUCAAUUUCUAGAUAUGUAAACGGAGUUGUUGCGAAUGGUGAAAAACCAGGAGAUGCUCAAUUCGGAAGACAAUUGAUGGAUAUUGUUAACACCGCCGCCACUCAUUUACAAACUGACAAACUUGAUACAUUGGUCAAAAAUACACUCCGCGUACGUUUUCAUUUAUUUUUAUUUUCAAUUAUCCAAAUUAUUUCAGGAUUAUGUUAUGGUGUCGUAUUUGGCAAAUAUGACAAAAACUCAACUUCAGCUCCACGAGCGCCUUGUUGCUAUCUAA